Bacidia gigantensis is the source of this 636-nucleotide messenger RNA. RefSeq lists its product as uncharacterized. The transcript has a single exon. Lineage: Eukaryota; Fungi; Ascomycota; Lecanoromycetes; Lecanorales; Ramalinaceae. The coding region runs from base 1 to 636 and encodes 211 amino acids. The record is from RefSeq and is a predicted model, not a curated record.
AUGGAUGGGGAGCGGUCACUCGUCAACUCAACCGGCAACAUAACCGAUGCUGCGCGCAUCGCCCGAGAAAGGAUCACACAAAUGAACAAGUACUUGAUUGGCGCGGUCGCCUUGUGUCUGCUCGCAGGCGCCUCCUUAAACCUGCCACAGUCGGCGGCACAGACCGAAAAGCCUAAACCGAACGAGUCGGCGGCGCAGGUAUGUUUCGCAAGGCUGAAGAAGCUUGCCGGAGAUUGGACGCAUCAGGAGGACAAGUCCGGCAAGGAGAGGGUCACGCUACGGUAUAAAGUGAUAUCCGGAGGCAGCGCCGUCGAAGAGGAGAUGCUGCCGGGCUCGCCGGAAGGAAUGACCUCCAUCUACCAUCUCGACAACGGCAACCUGGUUAUGACCCACUACUGUAGUCUAGGCAAUCAGCCCCAUUUGAGGGCCACGAAGGCCAGCACAGCGUCCAAAAUGGAGUUCGAGUGCGGCGGCGGCGGCGGCAACAUGAAAUCCGAAAAUGACCUGCACAUUCACCACCUCGUGUUCACAUUUCUAUCGGAAGACCAUUUCACACAAGAGUGGUCCGCCAAUAAGGAUGGCAAGCAGGUCGGCUCAGCCGAUAAGUUCGAGGCAUAUCGCAAGGCCCCGAAGUGA